AUGGGUGGUCGAAUGCGGAAGAACGGACUGCUACUCGACUGCGAGGUGGUGCUGACGAAGGCGAACGACAUAUACCGGGCCGAGUACGGAGUGACGCGGUGA
This is a messenger RNA of Peronospora matthiolae, 102 nucleotides long. The record is from the annotation of a GenBank genome assembly. NCBI's taxonomy places the organism in Eukaryota, Oomycota, Peronosporomycetes, Peronosporales, Peronosporaceae.